UCUUUGAAACGGAUGUCAGUGGUUGGAAAGCAUUAGCACCAGUAUGAAAGCACGAAGGAGGGAGAGGGGAUUAAAGAAAAAUGGCCGUCAAGCGAAAAUCGAGAAAUACGAAAAACGAACGAGAGUGUAACGAUCAAAUGUGAAUACGAGUCGGCGGUUUUUUUUACGAAUUAAUCACGGGAUAACGAACGAAAUGCAAAACGAUAUGAGAAUGUAUACGUUAAAGCCGAUUGUUUCCUUGCCGCAAAUGUUGCAUCACAGGAAAACGAUGUACGAAAUGCGAAAUAUUCAUGAAGAACAAUCAACAGACGACCAUAUGGAAGCCGAGAACAAGAUCGUGCCUGAUAUCACUGAGCAGGUUAUCAGCUUUUUAAAGAGUCCACUACCAGAAUAUAAUGCAUUAGAAGCACGGCAAGAAAAGAUACUGGCACAACUUGCAGAACUUAAAAAGCAAGUUUCAACACUUUCUGGGUUUUUAAAACAAACGAAACAAACUACAGUAGUUGAUAAAAGUUCUACAGUUAAUAAGAGCCAGGAGCCAAUUAAUGUGAAUCUUAUCAUUAAUGUGAGUCCUAAAAGACAACCUUAUUUUAUAUCAGCAUUGCAAAAGUUGUGGAAAGAUACUGAUAUUAAAGUACAAACUUAUGUUCAUUCAAGUAUUAAUAAAGAAGUGUCUGUUAAUUAUGAAUCAACUACAAGUUCUUCCAAAAAUAAUAUUAUUAAUUUAUCAUUGAUCUGGAAAAAUGUUAAUGAUCUGGAACUUAUAUCUGGUCUAUAUAGUUACUACAUAACUGGCGAAACAAAUUUUUUAAGAUAUUUAAGUAGAUUAAUAAAUUCGCAUAAUUAUGAAAAUUCUGAUUGUACAGAAAAGAUAAACACUACUGACUUGAUAUUAGAUUUGUGUCAUUCUUUAUAUUUUGAAGAAUCAGCAAAGAAAAAGCAAGAAAUAUUAUCUUUAAUAGCAGAUAAAUUAAACUGGCCAGAUAAAAAGGACUUUGAUAUAGCAGAUGUUGCUGUAUGGUGUACAAUUAAACAAUUUUUUCCCAAAAAAUAUCCGCCAAAACUUAACAAAUGGUAUGAAGCUUGUGAAAAACAUUUUGUAUAAAUAAAAAUCUCUUAUUAAAACAUA
Bombus huntii is the source of this 1129-nucleotide messenger RNA. RefSeq lists its product as uncharacterized. The record is from RefSeq and is a predicted model, not a curated record. Gene Ontology annotation, cellular component: aminoacyl-tRNA synthetase multienzyme complex. The transcript is spliced from 4 exons. The coding region runs from base 194 to 1105 and encodes 303 amino acids. Lineage: Eukaryota; Metazoa; Arthropoda; Insecta; Hymenoptera; Apidae.